Messenger RNA from Trichoderma citrinoviride, 1809 nucleotides. RefSeq lists its product as hypothetical. Gene Ontology annotation, biological process: transmembrane transport. Gene Ontology annotation, molecular function: myo-inositol:proton symporter activity. The record is from RefSeq and is a predicted model, not a curated record. Bases 1 to 1809 code for a protein of 602 amino acids. Gene Ontology annotation, cellular component: membrane. NCBI's taxonomy places the organism in Eukaryota, Fungi, Ascomycota, Sordariomycetes, Hypocreales, Hypocreaceae. The transcript is spliced from 6 exons.
AUGGCUCAUUCACCAGAUUUGAAGCAACCAAAGGACGAGUUUCUCUCCCAUGUGGAAGACGCAAGUCCAAGCUUCUCUCGCAAUGUCAACGCAAAGAUUUGGAAUCCCUUGAUGGGAAUAUCCAAGGAGAAUCUUCGUUCUCAGGUCAUCGCGUUCUGUAGAGAAUACGGAUUUCAAGAGAAGCAGGACACCUUCUUCAGAGGUGCCCUCGCAGCUCAAAGCCCGGUCGACUUUGAAGAUAUCCCAGAGCUGACUGACGAUGACAAGUAUUGGCUCAGGCGCGAAGUCACCCAUCGCUGGCACUUGCCUAGAGCUCUUUACUACACCAUCGCCCUCUGCUCUCUUGGCUCUGCCAUUCAAGGCUGGGACAACACUGGUGCCAACGGUGCCAAUCUGUCGUUCCCCCAAGAAUUUGGCAUUGAAGACAAUGGCUGGCUCGUCGGGGUCAUCAACUCCGGCCCAACGCUCUUUGGACUCCUGUCUGCAUGGGCGGCUGAUCCGGUGAACAACCUUCUCGGCCGCAGGGGCACUGUCUUUGCCACAGGGCUGUUCUGCAUCUUUCCUGUUCUUGCCCAAGCAUUUACGCAGAACUGGUGGGGUCUCAUGAUCUGCCGUCUGUUUAUGGGGCUGGGGAUGGGUAUCAAGAUCUCGACGAUCCCAGUCUUCUCCGCAGAGGUUGCACCGGCGUCUAUUCGCGGUGGCCUGGUUACGAGCUUCCAGCUUUGGGUGUCGUUCGGGAUGUUCGUGGGUUACUGCUGCAACUUGAUCUUUUAUCGGGUCGGAAAGCUGGCAUGGAGAUUCCAACUUGCUUCUGCCUUUGCGCCGGCCAUUCCUGUGGUCAUCUUUGUUUGGUUCUGCCCUGAAUCACCUCGAUGGUUGAUGAAGAAAGGACGAUAUCCCGAGUCGUUCCAGUCAUUCUGUCGACUGAGAAACACCGAGAUGCAGGCUGCCAGAGACUUGUACUACGCUCACUGUCAGGUAAUGGAAGAAAGAGAUGCCUUUGCCGGCGUCAGCUAUCUGCAAAGAGCGCGAGAGCUUGUCACUGUUCCUCGGUUACGGCGUGCGGCUGUUGCCAGUGGAUGGAUUGUCAUCAGCCAGCAGUUUUCCGGCAUCAACAUCAUGGCAUUUUACAGCUCAACUAUCUUUGUUGAGGCUGGCUACUCAACACUCAGCAGCCUGCUUGCCUCCAUGGGGUUCGGCCUUGUUCUCUUCGUCUUUGCCUUUCCGGCAGUUUACACCAUGGAUACCUUUGGCCGACGCAACUUGCUUCUCACAACGUUCCCGAAUAUGGCCUGGUGCCUUCUGGCCGCUGGGCUUUGUUUCCUCAUGCCAACUUCCAACGGUGCCAGGAUUCCCUGCAUCGCCUUUUUCAUCUAUCUUUUUACUGCCUUUUAUGGGCCUGGUAUGGGGCCGUUGCCCUCCAUCUACUUUUCUGAGGCCUUUCCCUUAUCUCAUCGAGAGCUCGGCGCUGGUCUGACCAUCUGCAUCAACAAUGCUGUCGGCAGUGCUUUGAGUUUGACCUUCCCUUCGCUGCUGAAGGCACUUGGGCCUACUGGUGCGUUUGGCUUCUACGCUGGACUCAACAUGCUCGCCUUCGUGGUCAUCUUCUUCAUCGUUCCAGAGACAAUGAAACGCACGUUGGAGGAGCUUGACUACAUAUUUGGUGUAUCAACGCGGCGUCAUAUGUCUUAUCAAGUCGGUACAUGGCUGCCCUGGUGGAUCAAAAGGUACAUCUUCUUCCAGCGUAAGGCGAAGCUUGAGCCUCUGUAUAAGCUAGAUGGUGUAGCCGACACGACAGGUGGUCAGUAA